Molecule: messenger RNA, 3503 nt
Organism: Centropristis striata (black sea bass)
Lineage: Eukaryota; Metazoa; Chordata; Actinopteri; Perciformes; Serranidae
Gene: il23r
Product: interleukin 23 receptor
Exons: 18
Coding region: 815-3457 (880 amino acids)
Biological process (GO): cytokine-mediated signaling pathway; positive regulation of tyrosine phosphorylation of STAT protein
Cellular component (GO): CRLF-CLCF1 complex; external side of plasma membrane; signaling receptor complex
Molecular function (GO): cytokine receptor activity; cytokine binding
Source: RefSeq, a predicted model, not a curated record
ACACGUUGUCUCACUUCUGGGUUUUUCCCAGUAAAGCUUUUGAUGUUGGAGAUGAAUAAUAACGCUAAAGGAAAUCAUAAAAGAGCCAGAGAGAGCUUGAGAAAGUCUCAGUCGACACUCUGAGGGACUCAGAACACACGACACCAGCCAAAUAACAACAGAUGUUUGGGUUUUUAACUGUGAAGUGACGUCAUUCAGACUAAAAGUGUAAGUUUAUUUCAUCAUCCUAACUACUUUAGAGACAGAUCGUAGUAUAUUUAUUGUCUUUUCAGAGAAGACAGAGAUUUUAAUCUUAAAUGUUUUUGAUGAUAUUGUUCAUCAGCACAUUUUAAGUUACUGUAAAAACCUCCAGAAGAGUCACGACGAAUGGAAACACACACAUAAUGAGGUUACAGUGGUCAGCGUCUUUACUCAAAGUUAAAAAAAAAUGUGUUAUAUUUUGGGUUGAUCUCUUGAUUAUGUGCAAACAGCAGCAGGUUUAAUGAGAGCAGCUUCUCAGCACAGUGACUUUGAACCUUUUGUGGUUCUGAAGUAGGGCACCCAGCUACUGGGUUCUAACGUUCAAAGUUUCUAGCGUUUGACAAAAUACCACCAAACUAGGUCACCGUCCUCUUUUAAGAUGUUUCAUUUGCGCAACAGAGAUCAUUACAGUCAGACGAGCGUCACAAAGCAAACGUGUGGGACUGUAUCUUGUUAGAAAAGCAUCAAAAAGGGCACGCAGCGACAGGACACGCCCAAAUGUCUCCUGUACAGAGAUGGCUGAGCUGCUGAGUCACACUGAGUGGGUUCUGAGAGAUGAAGAAGAUGAGCUGAGAUGAAUCCCGCCUCGACCUGUUGGAGAUUAUUUAUUAUACUUCUCUGUUUUUCCAUCCGGCGUCCUCCUCUGCUUCCUGCUGACUGUCAGCUCUUCAUCCCACUCGGAGACGUGACGGUGAAACCAGCUCCAGUCUUCCUCAUCGGCUCAAACCUGACCGUGUACUGCCACAUCCCAGAAUGCCAAAGGAGUUACGAGCUGUCCCUGGAGCUGAACGAUAAGCCUGCGUAUUCUGCCAAGAGAGUCAACUGCACCACGAUGAAACUCAGUCUGAACAACGUCCAGAUGCCUCGAUCUAAAGUCAUCUGCAAGCGAAUGAGACAUCAGAUAUCUGAGGUCGUCAACGGAGUGAACCUACGAGGCGGCUUCCCUCCAGAUAAACCAGAAAACAUCAACUGUGAAACCUCGAGGAGCUCAGAUGUUAUCGACUGCUCGUGUGAGAGCGGACAGAAAACUCACAUCAACACCUCCUACAGCGUUUCACUCACAAGAGACAACGGGAGCCAGAUACUGUUGAAACGGAUCCAGAAAGCUGGAGAAAUCACCGUACCGAGAGCAAUGAUCGAUGAAAACACUAAAUACUGGUUGGUUGUUUCUGCACACAACGAGCUGGGAGCGUCGCGGUCCGAUCCGUUCCUGCUGCGUGUCAGAGACAUCAUGAUACCGGAGACCCCUCACAUCCUGCGGAUAGAGUUUGGGAAUAACUCCAGAGGUGCCGUGUUGCUCUGGAGAACCUCUGAACCCUCGGAGACUCUCACAGCAGACGUCAGGCUCCGCUCAGAAAACGGCUCCUGGGAAAGCGGAGAGGGAACAGAAGUCGGAGGCGGUCUGAUCCACGUGGGCGGACUGAGGCCUCUGACUGGUUAUGAGUUCCAGAUGAGAACAUGCAGCUCGCCAUCAGGACCACCACGUAGCGCAACGCCCGGGUGGAGGUCGACCUGCAGCAGGUGGAGCACGUCUGUGGCGGGGAGAAGUCCUGGAAGAGGUCCAUCGGAGCAGCUGCAUGUGUGGAGGAAGUUUGGCGUGCUGGGGGCCGACGGGCGGCGGGCGGUGACGGUUUUAUGGAAGCCUCUGUCUCCAGAGGAUCACAGCGGUGCGGUGCAACAGUACAAGGUCUUUAUGGGAAAUAACCAGAAACAGGAAGAGUUCUCCUGUGGUGCUGCUUUGAGCCGGUGUGUAGUUCAGGUACCAGCAGACAUCCGGACACUAAGCAUCAGUGCUGUAACCUUGUACGGGACGUCUCCACCGGCUGACGUGCCGCUCAGAAACUCAGGUGAUGUUGGAGCUGUGUUGGGAGCGUUGGCAGCAGCUGAUGGCGGUGGUGUGUUUGUGUCCUGGUCAACAACUAGAGGAGAACCGCUGCACUACGUGGUGGAGUGGACCAGUGUUCCUUCAGGAGAGCUGCAGUGGCAGAAAGUAGCUAAAGAUCAGAACAGCACUUUGAUCACAGGUCUGGCUGCAGGUGUGAGGUACAACGUGUCUGUGUUUGCUGUGACCACCAGAGGAGUCAGCGCUCCAUCACACACUCUGCUCUACGCCCAGGAGAAGAAGCCGGUUUCUGGUCCCCGGGUGUCAGUUCUGGUCCACGAGGCCAGACGGGUCUGGAUCGAGUGGGACGAGCUGCCUGUCGACCAGCGGAGAGGAUUCAUCACAAACUACACCGUCUACCUCCAGACGCUCGACUCCAGAGGCACACAGCUUAGUGUGACGGUGUCUGGCUCCGCCCCCAGGCGGACGUGGCUGGACUGUCCUGAAGGAGCUCUGGCUCUGCAGAUGACGGCGUCCACCUCAGCAGGAGAAGGAGAGCGAGGGAACCGGGUCUGCUCUCAGCCCGACUCGCCUGCAGUGAGCCUGGUGAUUGUGUUUGUCUUCAUCAUUACCCUCUUCAUAGUGAUCAUAGCCAACCUGAUGUGCUGGAGCUGCGUGAGGGAAAGGAUCAAACAGAAGUGUAUUUCCUGGGGACCUGCCUGGCUUGAUGAAAAGUUACCAAAACCAGGAAACAGUAAUGCCAUCAGACUACUGGAGCAGCAGGACGGGAGCGAGCUGUCCUUCUCGUCCAGCCACAGCGACCCGCCGCUGUCGCCCAUCAGCCUGAUCUCUCAGGAGGAGAGAGACGACAUCUACCCCACCAUACACCUGGAGAUACCGGGACCCUCGGGACCCCCAGAGACCCCUCUGCUGAUGUCAGACCCCGGCACGGUUCUAGUCGACAGCCUGCUGGAACACGCCGGCUACAAACCCCAGAUUGUUACGUUGUCUCUGCACCCAGAGGAGGUGACGGAGACGGAGGAGGAGGUGUCCUCCAGUGGGGAGGAGGAGGACAGGUGUAUGUUUGGAGGAUUCCUGGGAGGCUUUCUGAGCGGCGUGGAGGUCUCUGACCCCCCUCUGGGGCUCACUCUCAGCUCCGUUAGCGGCCUUUUGUGGCCUAAAAGUCAUGAAAGUGACUUUAAUGGAAGACUGUUACUGGAGAGCCACGUGGAGGCAGAUUCUCCCUCUCUGGAGUCACAUCGGGGUGAAAUAAUGACUCCUGACUCAGCCGACUGUUGUUUGUCUCAGUUCACAGCUGAGACGACGCUGACGGCUGGUUAUUUCCCUCAAGUAGCUGCUGUGAGCAGCUCGGCACGCUGCGACACUCAGAGGUAGCAGAGAGGACAGCGACAGGACAAAGAGCACUACCAGACGGACUUUA